CCGUGAACCGCAUACUCAUUCUCAUACUCGCUCAGAGAGCACAGCUCCGCCAUCAGCUUACCGCUGCACGUACGACACUUUGGUGAACUUUUGACUGUUUGGUGGAGUGUGUGUGUUGAACCCCAAGAUGGCUUGUGAACUGGAGCCGCUAUCCCGCACCUACCAGUACCGCAAGGUCAUGAAGCCCAUGCUGGAGCGCAAGCGCAGGGCGCGCAUCAACAAGUGCCUCGACGAACUCAAGGACCUGAUGGUCUCAGCGCUACAGGCGGAGGGCGAGUCCAUCGCCAAGCUAGAGAAGGCUGACGUCUUGGAGUUGACGGUGACGCAUCUCAAGAAACUUCAGCGUCGUAACCAGCUCGCCGUGCGCCCCAUCCCUACAGAUCAAGAUAAGUUCCGGGAGGGCUACAGUCACUGCGCCUCGGAGGUGUCCCGGUGCCUGGCCUCCGUCCAGGGCGUGGACGUCACCCUCGGCACCAAGCUCAUGACCCACCUCGGCAUCUCCCUCACUAACUAUGAGAAGAGAGCGCCCCUCACCAUCUUCGUGCCUCAGGCAGAGCCUUCGCCCGCGCUCUCGUCAGCAUCCAGUGGUUACUCUUCUGCCUCCGAGCUCUCCCCCACGCCAUCCACCUCCAGCAGGAACAGUAGCAGUUCUCCCUCCUGCAGCAGCAGUAGCAGCAGGAGCAGCAGCAGCAGCAGUCCGUCUCCCCGCCCCCAGGGGCUCCUUACUAUCGCCGCGCCCUCUGGUCCCAUGUGGCGCCCUUGGUAACCAAUCAUCGUGCUCUUCAACCCUCGAGGAAGCUUCAGCCAAUGGUUUGCCAGCAACCUGUUCAACUUGUCAAAUCAGAGGUGCCGCCGACCAAUGAGGAGCGCCCCCUUCUAGCAUUCUGUGAUAGCCCCGCCCCCGGGAUCUGCUGUGAUAGGCCGACACGCCAAGUGAUACCUUCUGUGAUACGCGCCACUCGCUUCAUCAUCUCACAUUAUUCAUCAAAAUACAAAUUCAUCCAAAUAUUUAAUAAAAUAUUUAAAUUUA
Messenger RNA from Procambarus clarkii (red swamp crayfish), 1030 nucleotides. Its product is annotated as enhancer of split mbeta protein-like. The record is from RefSeq and is a predicted model, not a curated record. Gene Ontology annotation, biological process: regulation of transcription by RNA polymerase II; regulation of neurogenesis; anterior/posterior pattern specification. Gene Ontology annotation, cellular component: nucleus. NCBI's taxonomy places the organism in Eukaryota, Metazoa, Arthropoda, Malacostraca, Decapoda, Cambaridae. Gene Ontology annotation, molecular function: DNA-binding transcription factor activity, RNA polymerase II-specific; RNA polymerase II cis-regulatory region sequence-specific DNA binding; protein dimerization activity.